AUGGCCGUGCCUGCAAGGCGCUGGUGGCUCCUGUGUUACCAGUGGCCUGCAUGUGGGAUGUCCAGUUUCACCAGGGGCCAGCUGCUGGCCCUGCUGUGGAGCCGUUGCUAUGGAGAAAGCCUGAUGGCGUCGGACUCACCCUCUCUAAAUGAGCCGCUUUUCCCCUCAGGGCUGGAGAAUGGCACCGAGGCCCUUCCUCCUGCCUCCUGGAGGCUGGUGGAAGUUGAGAGGGAAAAUGUGCAGAAGAGGACUUUUACUCGAUGGAUAAAUCUACAUCUGGAAAAGUGUGACCCACCUCUAGAAGUUACAGACCUAUUCGUUGAUAUACAAGAUGGCAAAAUCCUAAUGGCUUUGUUAGAAGUCCUGUCUGGGCGAAACCUGCUGCAUGAAUACAAAUCCUCAUCACAUCGUAUUUUUCGGCUGAACAACAUAGCGAAAGCUCUUAAGUUUUUGGAAGAUAGCAAUGUUAAGCUGGUUAGCAUCGAUGCGGCAGAAAUAGCAGACGGCAACCCCUCUUUGGUUCUUGGCCUCAUAUGGAACAUAAUCCUCUUCUUCCAGAUUAAGGAGCUCACGGGCAACCUCAACAGAAACUCUCCAUCUUCCAGUCUGUCACCUGGCUCGGGGGGCACAGAUUCCGACUCUUCCUACCCACCUACACCCACCACCGAGAGGAACGUGGCAAUAUCAGUGAAAGACCAGAGGAAGGCCAUCAAGACCCUGUUGGCAUGGGUACAGAGAAAAACAAGGAAGUAUGGCGUGGCGGUGCAGGACUUCGCGGGCAGCUGGCGGAGCGGGCUGGCUUUCCUGGCUGUCAUCAAGGCCAUUGACCCCAGCCUGGUGGACAUGAAGCAGGCCCUGGAAGACUCCGCGCGGGAGAACCUGGAGAAGGCCUUCCGAGUCGCACACGAGGCCCUGCAUAUCCCCAGGCUCCUGGAACCAGAAGACAUCAUGGUUGACACGCCGGACGAGCAGUCGAUCGUGACUUACGUGGCCCAGUUUCUAGAACGUUUUCCGGAGCUGGAAGCUGAAGAUUUUGUGGAUCUAGAUAAAGAAGACCCCAUUGAGUCCACCUUUGUCCGCAUCAAAGAAACCCCCCCUGAGCAGGAAAGCAAAGUCCUCCUCCUGACUGAGAAUGGGGAGCAGGCCUACACUGUCAACCACGAAACCAGCCACCCGCCACCCACCAAGGUCUUUGUCUGUGACCAGCCAGAGAGCACAAGGGGAUUCUGCCGGGGUGGCAUGUCCAGCCGCUCGCUGUCCUCCGAAAGCUCCACUGAUUUCAUGCAGCAGUUCAUCGACCAAGUCCUCCAGGGGAGCCCAGGGAAGUUGAGUAGCACCAGUGAGCCAGCUCCGGAAUCUUCCAUCUUGUCCACCAGAAAGGAUGGCCGGAGGUCCAACUCUUUGCCAAUCAAGAAAACUGUCCACUUUGAGGCUGACACCUAUAAAGACGCCUCCUGCAGCAAUGACCCCCUUUACGGUCCCGACCUCAGCUUUGAAGAGAGCCCGAGUGCCACCCAGGAGCCGCCGAAGCAGGACGAACAAGCCCCAUCCAUCCAAGUGGCCCAGGAAAAGAAGCCAACGCAGGAGCCCUCAGCUGUCCCGGGAGCAGCCUCCACCAGGGUCCCCGGGGACUUGCCAGGGGCAGACGAUCAUGCUCAACCCUCCCAGCAUCCCUCCUCCUGUAACGGUGCUGUCGAGGGUCCCCCUGGCCUCAGGGAGGAGGGUCAUUCUCCUCCCCACCCUGGAGAAAACACCAUCUUGGCCAGUGCCCAGGAGGUCAAGGUGACGCUGCUGACCGUGGAAGCUGCGGAUAAGGAGGACUAUUUUGAAGGCAUCCCCUUGAAAGCUUCGAAAUUUAACAGCGACCUCGUCGAUUUCGCGUCCACCAGCCAGGUUUUCCCUGAGGCCCCUUUGCCCCAGGAGAAGACGCCCGCCGAGGAGGUGGCCGCUGACACUCCUGCUGAAAAGCUAGGCAAGAAGAGGGGCAAGUCCGCCCACACCGGGAGGGAGUCGCCCGAGCCCCAGCUCAAGCGUGACAGGCAGGAGCCUCCCAAGGGCUCCGAGCAGGAGGCACGAGUCUCCUCUUUGGCCCCGGAUGAGGCACCUGUGGAUAAAAAGCCAGAGGUGUAUGAGAAGGCCAAGAGAAAGUCCACCCGGAGUCUCGAGGAGGAAGAGGGGGAAGCCGAAGGCCUCCCGGGGGUUGUGGAGGAAUUGCCUUCCAACCCCCCGAGUGGCAGUGUCAGCCUGGAGACCCUCAGGAGCCACAGCGAAGAAGGCCUGGAUUUCAAGCCCUCCCCGCCCCUCUCCAAGAUUUCCGUCAUUCCCCACGACCUUUUCUACUACCCGCAUUACGAGGUGCCGCUGGCCGCGGUUCUGGAGGCCUAUGCGGAAGGCACGGAGGAUUUGAAAAGCGAAGAUGUGGACCUGGAGGAGCCGGAGGGCUACCCCCACGAGCUGGACCCCAGGAACAGGGAGGCCGCCAGCGCCCAGAGCAGCUGCAGCCUCUCCACGCUGGUUGGGGUCCUCCCCAGUGCCAGCACCCAUGCGUCCUAUGUCAACGGGAACGCCGCAGGGGCCAUGCCAGCUGCAGAACCCAGUCCCCUAUCCCCCAACAAGGACCACCAGCCAAGAGAGACCAAAGAGAGUGGCCCUGAGGAGAGCCCUCAGUCCCAAGGAUCCCCACGCCCAGAAAAUACAGCGAACCCGUUAGAAGUAAAGGUCCAGGAAGAGCCAACCAGCAGUAAGAAGAAGGAGAAAAGGAAGCACGUGGACCCUGACGAAGGCUCGUUAUUUAUAGCACCUGGAACCGUUCGGUCCUCAGAGGACCUAGAAGAAGACGCCGGUGACCACAAAGUCCCUUCCAGGACUAGUCACAGUGACUCCAGUAUUUACAUUCGACGCCAUACUAAUAGGUCUUUGGAAUCGGAUCAUUUUAGCUAUGUUCAAUUGAGGAAUGCAGCAGAUCUGGAUGACAGAAGAAACCGAAUGUUAACCAGGUACAAUACUCAGAAGCUCACUGAGCUGAUUUUACAGUUUUAUGGCAUCAGAGCAGACAUGAAGAGGGAAUGCAAACAUGCCGGGAUGUCCAUGAAAGCCAAAAAUUCUGGAGAAGCCAUGUCCCUGGGCAGCCAGAGCCCACAGAGUGACUCCCUGACCCAGUUUGUGCAGCAGCCGGAUGUGAUGUAUUUUAUUCUCUUUCUCUGGCUCCUGGUCUACUGCCUCCUGCUCUUCCCGCAGCUGGAUGUCAACAGGCUCUGAUGUGUGUGUCUGGAGAAUAAAAAAGACAGGCCCCUGACCAGGGUGGGGUCUUUUUACUUAAUUUUGUUUUGUGUUGGGGGUGGGGGCCGCUUCUGCAGGUGGUGGAAGACCUGGGGGAGCCCAGGCCCCGCCCCCUGCUGUCCUGCUUUGCUCCUGUCCUUUCCCCUCCUUGGGGCCUGAGAGAGCACCUUUCCCCUUUGGCUGUGUGCUCAGAACUCAGGUGGCAGCCGCCUCCCUGGUGAGUCUUGUCCUUGUGCCUUGCUUGAUCAGAUGGUAAGCAUCGUCACCCAUAUUCAGCCAACACCUGGAUCUCGGCUCUCAUGCAUGCAGGUUUCUCAGGUCCUGGAUGAACUCUAGUUACUUACCUCUCGGAUGAAGGUCUGCCUGAUGAGGAGGAGCGUGGGUCCCCUGGGGACCUUACCUGGAAGAACUUUCCUCCAAGUGCAGGUGUCUGGGUGAAGAUGCAGGUCUGUGCACCUGCUGCAGUCUGGUGACUGGUUGCAUUCUUUGGAGGAACCAAGCAGCACCAAGCCGCUGGCUCCCAGAAAGGGCACAGGGAAUGGCAGAAUCAAGGAAGAAGACCAAGGCUCUGUUGAGAGCCACAGCUCUUGCAUUUCUCACCCUGGUUUUCUUGAAGGGUUGGAGGAGUGAGAUGCAUUUUUUUUUCCUGGUACUGGGGAUUGAAUCUGAGGGCACUCUGCUGCUGAGCCACACCCCCAUUCCUUUUUAUUUUUUUGAGACAGGGUCUUGUGAAGUUGCUGAGGCUGGCCUCCAACUUGUGUUCCUCCUGCCUCAGCCUCUGAGUUGCUGGGAUUUCAGUUGAAUGUCACCAUACCCAGUUGAGAUGUAUUUUUAAUUUGCUUUUGCAUUGAUUGGUUGGAGUUAGAACUGUGACUUUUCAAAUGAAAAAUCAUAUUUUCUGCCAAGUGAAACCUAAGAGGGGCCAAUCUAGACAACGUAUUCAAAACGGAGCUCUAGCUGGCUCCCAGCAGGCGGAGACCCCACUCCCACUUUGCUGAUCUUGUGUGAGACCUCGGGGCCCAGCUGGGCACUGUGAAAGGUCCUGAGGAGCUUGGAGGUGGCCAGGCUAAGAACAAGUGCCCACUGUGCUGCUUAAGAAUGCUUUGGGGCUUGCUGGCCUCAGAAUACCUGCUGUGGCCUUGGCACCGCUUGCCAGCCAUCAAAAUGGGUUUCUUGAAAAGUCUUUCUGGAAAGCUCCAGAGCCAUGAUGGAGUAGAGCAAAGCAGGUGGGCUGUAAGAAAAGACAAAGGCGCUUCUCCCACCCUCCCAUCAUAUCAGCCUGGUCCUGCUAAGACUCAGGUCAGUGAAGGCUGUUUAAGUUUCCUCUUGUCUCUGCCCUCCCCCUCAAGAGCACGCAAAGUUAUGAACUCUUCCUUCCAAAGUUAUGAACUCUUCCUUCCAAAGUUAUGAACUCUUCCUUCCAAAGUUAUGAACUCUACUCAGCAAAGGCUCAGGGAGCAGUUUGUCCAGCUGAACCCAGAGAGGCACAGAUGUUGGCCAAGCUCACACAGCCCACCAGGAAUAGACUUGUCAUGAGCACCCUGAUGCCCAGUCCAGAGCUGUUCCUUUUUGUAGGAAACUUCUACUGUGCACACGAAUGUCCUGGUAAAAUGACUAGGGAAAAAAUGUUCUCAUUCAAGCAAAACCAAAUAUUUGGGCACCUAUCAAACUUUGUUAUCUUUUAAAAAAUAUUUUCAACUUCUUUUUGUUGUCUUUUCCAUGAGGAAGCUUUGUUUACCUUCAAGCCCAACCCCCAUACCUUCUGGAACAUUCUUCACACCUGUCAAGGCGUGUCAUUUGACAUACCAGCCUUGCUUUUACUCGGGGAAUCCCAUUCCUUCCUAGCAGUCCAGGGACUCUCUUCUUUCGAGCAGCAGGUCUCAGAUACAGAGUUCCAGCAAAACUGAAAGAAUUUACACAGCAUGGUGGAGCCCCUAAGGCCGAAACUCGGCCUCUGUGCCAUUCUGCCUCCCUUCCCCCCAAAGAAUCUCAGCCUUCCAGGCAAAAGCUCUCGGAGCUUGGAGUGUCUCCAUCUUGAAGGCCAGGAGCCCGUAGAAAAUGAGCUAAUUAAUGAGCUUCCUGGCAUCAUCAGAAGUUCAGAGGUACGCAUAAUGAAGAUUACGUGUGUGAUAUUUUAUAACCCGGGGCACCUGGACGUCUCUGCCCAUAUUAAAUGCCAAAGAAGAGCUGACCCAAAUGUGAAUCAUUUUGCUUCACAGCUCUAGGCCUUGUUCAGAAGCUCUCUGCAGGCUCCCUCCCUCACCUCCUCUUUGAAUGUUCUUUAAAACAUCUAGUGGCAAGAUGCCCAAAACUCAUUUGGCUCAGGUUGGCAGUAAACUGAUUUUUUAAAGGAUAAAAAAUUCAUUUGAGUAUAGGCUUAUAUGGAAGAAGGUGGUUAUAACAGGCUGCUGGACAAGCCACCCCAUUCCUUGGAGUGUUUUUUAAUUAAAAAAAAAAAAAAGGACUAUCAGGUUUUUAAUGAGAACUAGCAGUUUCCUACGUUCUAGGCAACUUGCUCCUAGAAGUAACCAUUUUGAACACUUUGAGCUGUUCUUCUAAUAUUUACCUUUGCACUUCUACAUAACAUGCUUACCCUUUAUUCUUUUAAUUUACUUAGAAACAUCUACUGACCUGCUAAUACUGCAGAUGGAGGGGACACUCAUGCCCAGACCCCAUAGUUAGAUCAUGUUCUUUGGUGCAUCCAGCAUUGACACUGCCAUGGGCUUGUCAGGGAUGUUCACUCCUGAGCCACGUGGUCACUUCAGGCACAUGGCUUUCCUAGUCACACUUCCUCCUAGAUUCAUAUCCUCUCUCUGCCCUGCCCCACCCUCCCUCCCUGUCUCUCUUUGGAGUGUCAUUCUUCAGUAACCCGAGAACAGGAACAUGGAAAGUAUAUUGUUGCAAAUAUUUUGAGAUUUUUUUUUGCAUGACUUAAAAUGCAAAAUGCAUUUGUGCAAAUGUGGCUGAGCAGAGAACUGCAGGUACAAAAUACACCCCGCCUCGCCACCUGUGGUUGUUGACCUCUGUGAUGCCAUUUGGACUCCCGUGUGACUUGGUUUUCUCCUCUCCCUGGAAACACUGAAGAAUGCUUUGUUCUUGGUGUCCUGAACUGUCAUGAUGGUGUCACAUCUUUGCUGUUAUACUUUGUGCUGAGCCCUAAGAGAAAGUUCUUAAAUUUUCUUGAAAUUAUUUACAUUCUUUCGUUCUGAUCUGUCAUUCCAAUAUAGGACCGCUCCAACUAAUCUUCUAAUGUUUUUACCUUUUUAAUUUCUCAUCUCUAUUUUUUGAUUUGCUUUCUGGAAAAUAUAUUCAAUUUUAUGUUGAUUUCCAAAACUGUUCAUUGUUCUGGGUUUUGUUUUGUAGUGUUUUGUUCUUGAUUCAGGAAUGCAGAUCCUAUUGCCCUGUGGAUGUUAUGAUAAUAGGUUCUUUUUGUUGGUGUUGUUUUGUUUUGUACUGGGGAUUGAAUCCAGGGGCACUUUACCACUGAGUUAUAUCCCCAAAAUUUUUUUUUUUUUUUUUUUUUUGAGACAGAGUCUCCUAAGUUCCUGAGGCUGGCCUUGAACUUGUGAUCCUCCUGCCUCAGCUUCCUGAGUUGCUGAGAUGACAGGUGUGUGCCACCACGCCCGGCCAAUAAUAGUGCUUGGGAGGAAGUUCUUUUCUGCUCCCUGUAUUGCUUUGGCUUCCUCUAAGUUUCCUUCCUCUUGUUUUGGUCUCUGUCUUUAUCUUUCAUGUUCCAAGUUUUUCUCUAGUAUCUGGUGAUUCUGUGGAUCUAUCUGUUCAUGUUUAAAAGUGGAUGCUCAGGAAGCUGUUUGGAAGCUGUGUGUCAACGAGUGGGUUUUCUCUAGUCCACGAGGACUGGACUUGUCUUUGGAGAAUCCUGCAUCAGUAUUUGCACGUCCUUUCUCUGCGGCCUUAUCCAUUUCUUUAGAGAGCUUUUCACUCUUCCUCUGCCUGGGAAGAGGGACUCACACACGGGGCUGCUAUUAGUCCAUGAAAUGCCCUUGUGCAGUUUUAAAAACAGGUGUCCCUCUGGGCAGAAACUACUUAGCCUGCCUGGCAGAGCCUACCCUUCAUCCCUUUCUCUGGGAGGGUGCAGCCAUGAGGUAGGGCAAAGCUUAAGGGAGAGCACAAGGUGGACUUCAACUCCUGCUUGCCCCCCCCCCGGCCUGGGUGUCUGUUCGGUGCCACAACUGUAAGGCCAUCUGCACCCAAGACCCAUUGUGGUGCUGGAGUUCUGGCCCAGCAGGUGGUCUCAAGGCCAGUCAGUGGCUAGUCCACUAAGUUGCUCCCACCUUUGCUGUGUGUGGUGUCCCUGGGUUGGAGCUUCUCUUAUUUCUCCACGGUGUAGGAGCAGAGGGGACAUCUGGCUGCAUGGGAGGGACAGGAGGCCUGGAAGUCCAUAAAUGUGCCUCUCUCCAACCCUGUGUCUCGCCCCCACCUUUCCUGGAUGCCGCAUGCGGUGGCUCAGUGGCCUCCCCCUAUAGGCACCUGGUAAUACCCCUCCGCCCUCCUCACUUCCCAUCAGCUCUGCCCCUGCUGUGGAUGGAUUGGCGUCCAGGGCCUGCGGCUGCCUUCUCCCACCCUGGAUCUUCAUGGCUGUGCAGCUGUCUUUCCUUGGCUCUUAUUUCUGUAGAGAUUCAUGAUAGAAGAAGUGAGCCCUGUGCUCCGUACACUGUCUUGAUCUGCAAACCCCUUUGAGUUUCCAAUGGUUGACUUGGUGGCUCGCUGCUCUUCCAGCUGCUCUGUACCUUUCUGCGUCUCCCUGAGGCCAUAACAACAUCUGGGUUGCUGAUCUGUGCGAUGCCCAGUAGAGGAGAGGGUGAGCUGACCCUCCGGUUCUGCUCAAGGCUGCCAUUCAGGUGGCUCUGUCUUCCCCUUCCUUCCUCUGUUUCUGUCACUCGGCCCCAGUGAACCACCCUAGAUCUCCGCAUCUCACAAGGCCAGGCUGUGGGGUGGUGUUUCCAGGUUUUCUGGAAGUAGACCACGCUGGUGUUUGCCAACGAACAAACAGGGUCCUCUGCGGGCUGGAGUGUGGAACAUGAGCCGGAUUUCCUCAUAGGAGUGUGCGCCACAGCUGGUGAUCACAGAGCUGUUGGGGACAGCCUGGCCACACCUGAUCUCUCUGGUCAGAUGAGCUUCCCCCAGAGGUUAGCCCCAGUAAGUACACCCUCAUGGCUCCAUGAGCUGCCACCCAGGACAUGGCUUCCCUGCUCCUGGGGUUCAGCAUACUUCCCCGACCCCCCUCCUGAGGCGGCUCCCUUGCCCUUCACAAGGGUGACAUACGUGGGACAGCCACAGGGGUCACGUGAGGGCUCAGCACCUCCUAUAAGGAAUGAGGAGGCUGUGAUGGGAGGAUUGCAGGAGCCCGAGCUCAAGAUCAGUCUGGGCAACACAGUGAGACCCCAUUACAAAAAUAAAUAAAACUAAAGAUCAACUCAUCACCCUGCUAACUAGUGACUCUGGGAUGACCAUUUGCAUUUCCAAUUAAGUUUUCUACAAACUUUUAGCCUCCAACAGAAGCCAGAGUAAAUGAGUAGAGACGGUGUCCUUCUGGGUGUCAGAAGCAGUCACGGAUGCUUUGGAGAGGAAACUUCUUUCUGUGAUUCUAUCCUCAGAGUGACGUGAAGUCUUUCACACCAGCUUAGUUUUCCCAGCGCUCCAGCCGGGCUCCAGAGCCUGCUGGAGCAUUGAGACCUGACCCUCUCUCCUUCCUGCUGGAGAGACUGCCCUGGGUCUGCACCAAAUGGCCCACCUGGACUCUUCCAUGGAGCUCCACACCCUGAAGUCCCAGAAAAGGGUUUUGCCGGAGCUUCAAAAGCUUCUCGGCAGCAGUUUUUCCAGGAACAAGGGUGUGCGGGUCUCUGCAGGGCCCGGCGUGUUCUCUUCCCCAGCCCUACACGGUCCCUGCUGACACCCCAUUUAGGGAAGGUAGAGCAUCCCCGGGCUACAGCUGCAGUUUGCAUCUGCCACCAGCCCAACCAGCAGUGUGGGGGCUGCUCUAAGGACAAGGCCCAGGACCUAGGAUGGGCGGUAGAAGUUGGGAGUUGGUGCUGGUGGAAUCUUGUUUAUUUGCUAAAAACUGCCACAGCGUGUUUCCCUUACCCAGUUGGCCACAGUGGAGGAGUAGAAAGGAGACAUGGCCUCGCUGGUGCUCUGGGGAGCUUGAGGGGCCUUUGUGCCCCUGCCUCUCUCCAGGCUUCCCCCAGGUGGUGGAAGUGAGCCCACGGCUGAGGACCCUGGGCUUCGCAGGAGUUGCCUGGGGCCCCUCUACUUCCCUGGCAUGCGGGCCCCAGUGAGCACCAGCCCUCCUGGCCCUGGUUUGUAAGAGCCCCUCAGUGGCCUUGGCCUUUGGUGGCCUUGGCCUUGCCGUUCUCCCUGGCUGUGUAAAGGACAGGGCUUGUGGUGAGCUGGGCGUGGCCUCGGAGGCUGAGCUCCUGGUUCUCAGGGAGUUGGCAGAAGUUACCAGAGCCCUUGAGCUGCCUUUCCAGGGUUGGAAGCCUCUGCAGUGCCGAGAAGGCUGACUUGGUUGUGUUCAGAGCCUGUUCUGAGGUUCUUGCUCAAAACACCAGGCAAACAGUUCUGCCCAGCCCCGACCAUAGCAGCCGUGCACCAGGAAACACUCUCAUCAGGGAAAAAGACAACCAGUAUUUUGUGCUCGCUGGUCAAGCUGUUUUUAAAUACACACAGGCCUCCACACCCGCAGCCUGAUGCUGCUGCUAACCUGUUUAACUCUUUGACAUGCUCAUGUCCUAUCUAGCUUCAGCUAACCAGGCCGUCCUUAAAUGAACCUUUUCUUGUUUUUUUUUCUACCCGUCCUUUCUUCCUUCCCUGGGAGGCACAUACAAUAGGGAAAGUGGGCAUAUUGGGAAGUCAACCAGAUCUAGAUCUGUGUCCUCGCUGUCACCCGAUGCCUGGGUGACCUCGGGCAGAUUGACCGCUGAGCUGGUUGGCAGUGUAGGCCCUCAGCACACAUUUCUCAAAGAACAAAUACCUUCCUUGCGAGCUAUAAAAAAUAUAUAUAAAGUUGCAGCCUGCUCAGUAGCUGCCAGUUCCCCAUUUCCCUCCUCUCCAAGCGCUGGCUACAUCUGCUUGCCAACAUUCCGUUACCCAAGGCUUCUGUCCAUCUCUCUCCAGUUCACCGCCCUAUUGCUGGCUGCCCUGCUCCUCAUCCAGCUGAGGAAGUUGAAGCCAUUGUGUAUUCAUUGAUGGGAACCUCCCAACAAUCAUGGGAGGAAACUAAAGCACAGGCCGGAAGAAUAAUAAGGUCACAUCCUGGAGCUAGUAAGUCGCAGAACCAGGAAUGUAGGGCUUAUUUUCAGACAUUAAUGUUCACAGUUAACAUCACUGCUUAGGAAAGAAAGCGAUCCCCCUAAUGAAGUUCUGAUCCUUUGUGACACUGGCCUAGUUGGACCAGUGUUGGAUGGACAUCCUCUGUACUGGGAAGGUGGACAUGUGUAGAAAUCACACUGCUGUUUCCUUCCUUGAAGCCUUCUCCCCAGUCCCCAGGUUUUCACACUGGGACUCCCAAACCCAACUGCUUAAAUCUCUCCUUCAGAAAUUCAUUGUUUGGCCUACAGCUGCAAAUUUGCAACCAAAAUUUCUGCCUCUGAACAGCCUUUACCAAUGAAGUCUCAGUCUCUAGUAUCAAACACAGUUCAUCAGUGACUUGAGUUUAAUGGUACCUCCUGUCCCUAAUGGUUCCUCUCUCCCGCACAUGAUUUUCAGAGUUGAAACGAGGUUUUCUCCUUUGAAAAUCCAAGCAGAAAAGGCACAGGUGGAGCAUAAUUUAAAAUGGUGGCUGAAGACCAUGAGUGACUUAAAUGAAGUCAUAAUUGGUUGGGGUCUCAGAUAGGGAUCAUUUUUUUAAGUUUAAAAGUCAUGAUUUUUGCAUUGUUAUCAAAAAAAAGAUGCCAUUUGAUAGGUUUAUGCUAUUUGUCACUGCUUCUUCUAGUUGCAUCAAAAGUCAAUAGCACAUUAUCUGUAAGACCAUGCUGUGAGGAACGAUAGCCACAGGACACUGGUAUUCCUAAAUGUCUUGCAACAGUCGAGAUACUUUUGAAAGGAAUCUGAGGGAGCCUGCAGUCUAGAGAGCUGACAUUGCCCAAAGUGAGACAUCCUUGGCCCGGGCUUCAGCGACCCACAUCCUAGUCAGGGCUCACCUGCAGACACCCUGGAUAUUCCCUGACCUCUCUAGGUUAGAUAUUGGAAGACUUCUUAUAAAAAGUUCUUUCUAGGUUUAAAAAUCCAAAGGUUGGCAAGAUAGUUCAUUGUGUUUAUUUCUGUGUUGAUCUCAACAAGUGGCCUAGGUGCUGGAAAUGUGCACUUCUGUAUAUAAGUGAACGCCAAAGCUCGGAGCAUUGCUUCCUGUUCGUAUCUGACAAAGGGUGCCUUAGGGAAGAGUUUGCAAUAGCAGAAGGUCAUCUGGUAGAAGGUUUGGGAUGAAAGUUUGGAGUAGAACCUGGGGACCUGCUUCCUUGGGCUCCCAGAACUAAUUUGGUCUCCUUAAGUUAAAAUAGCAGCUGACGCGGUUUCCCAGGGGAUUUCUUUUAAAUUAAAAAAUUCAGCUGCAGAAAUAAAUAGCUGUACCCAACCGGACCUUUCCACUUUUGGCCUCUGUCCUCUUUUUCUAGUAGUGACUCAAAAAGGCUCAAUUUCUGCUCAGAGUCAGAGCUGUUUGCAUUUGAGAUCCCUCAAGCCUGGGCUGGCCUGUGGAGGGAGCAGCUGUCUGUGUCAAGACCCCUGCUCUUUGCCCUUGAGAUUGGACCAAGAUGCUGCCUGUUAUCACUUGCUCUGGCCAGCCCUACUGUACACUGUUGGACCAGGUUAAACCUGGAGAUGGGUUUCUUCAGAGCUAUUAUCCUGGAGGUUAACAGGUAUUUCGUUUGGGGGGAAUCUGUGAUAUAUUUAGCAGAUUUCAUGUUUCUUUAAUGAUAUGGCAGGACUUCACUGUGUCUGAAAACUUUUACUGAGAGCUUCAGGAGAAAUAUGGAGGAAAAAAAGUGAAAUGUUAUUUUGUAGUACAAGGAUUAUUUUGUCUAUUUAGAGUAUAUAUAUGGCUGUAGCUUUGUAAAAAAAAGGGAUCUUUGAUUAAAAAAUUGUAUGAAUGUGCACUCUUAUUUAUUGAUUAUUGUAAAUUAAGAUAUAAAUGGCUAUUUGCAUAAUUUAUCCCUGUGGGAAAUUAACUGGAGUAUUUGUUAUUUGACAGUUUUCUAUCAAGGAAUAUAGGCUUGGUGCUACAAUGAAUGAUCUUGUGAAAUUUCAUGUAUUCUUAUGAAAAUUUUUGGAUAUAAAUUUCUUGAAAUGAC
Molecule: messenger RNA, 12584 nt
Organism: Ictidomys tridecemlineatus (thirteen-lined ground squirrel)
Lineage: Eukaryota; Metazoa; Chordata; Mammalia; Rodentia; Sciuridae
Source: RefSeq, a predicted model, not a curated record